AUCGAUCGAAGGAUUAUAUAGAGUCGCGUAGGCAAAAUAGCGCAUGAUGGAUGGAUAAAACAAUGUUUUAUCUAGUGGCACUGGUGCUGCGCAGUCGCGUCACCUCUUCCACCAAGGCCUGGGAGGCACAGUCGCCCACAAUGUGGACAAGUGCGGCUGCAGCAGUAGCCUCACCUGGAGCUCCUGCACGGUGGCAUCAAUAUGCCGGCUCCCGCCUGCUUCGUUGCUUUGGAAGGCUCUGUCGGACAUCUCGAGCAUCUGGAGGACCAACUUGCGCUGCAAAGCAAGAACGAACGAAAGGAUGGCUCUGGGCAUUGCUGUCUAUCUUGCCCUUUCGCUUUGCAGGAAUGCGAUCUCACGAUCCUUGGCUUCGAGCUCCUUCCUCGCGAAAGCCGAGUAGCACUGAAGUGACAGAGAGACACAGUGGUCAGUGCUGAGGAAGAUCCUUGUUUUGACCUUGCCCCCCAAUAAGGUGAAGAGCCUUUCCAGGACGGCCUGGUAGAUGGCGAAACUGCUUGCAACCUUUUUGCUGCCAUAGUCAAGCUGCAGAACGGACAUGACGGCUUGGCAUCCUGCAUUUAGAGCGGACUUGCUUACCAGGGCAGGAACCGUCGGGAGGUGAGCUAUUGUAUUUCCGACCAACUUGAGCCAACGCAAACCAACCUGUGCCGAUGGACAAGAGACGAACAUGUGAGACGACACAUUCCUCUUGAGGUCUCUCACUUCAGCGGCUAGAAGGCCAGGCAUGUUGCACAGGACGCACAUGGAAAGGAAAAUCGAUUGUGAGUUCUCGCUUUUCGCAAUCUCUCCCAUCUUCGUCGACAGGAGGCCAGGACUUGGCAUAAUGCUGCUGAUAACAGUCUCGCCGCACUCCCACAGGGUGAAGGUGAAGGCGUGGAGGUUCGUCUGGAUCAGUUUGACGCAGCUUUGGUAUGUGAGAGGGAGCGACAACUCAUACAGAUUCGGACCGCUCGGACUGCGAACACGGGGGCACGGAGACAGAAAGACAGGGAGGAAAAUGCUGUGAACUCAACAACUCUCACCUCUUGCUCAUUUGGGUUGCUGCUUUCGUUUCAAUUGCCUCUUCGCUGGUUGCUUUCGUCGCCACUGAGCAGCUGGAGACGCGCUUUGUGCAUGGGGCAUCUGACUCAUACAUAGGCACUCAUCCCAGGCUGCACGUGGGUCCGUACAUGCGACUGCUUACCGAUGGACAUUGAACUGUAGCUGGUUCCCUGACGAUUCACGGUCCUUGCUUGAGUCGCUUGCGAGACACUCAUCGAAUCUUCAUCUUCAAUCAUCAGCAUUGGGGUUUCGUCCUUGAGUGCAAGAGGCUCUUCAGGCGGCUCAGCAAUCCUGCGACAGAUUUCCUCUGCCAUUGACAGCAGGGGGCCUACCCACAGCCUUGAUGCGGGCAGGUGUCUGCUUGUGCUCUUGAGGAAGGAGAUGGUUCGGUGAGGGUUGAGGGGGAGGACGCGAGGCAACGUGGCAUAAACCUUCAGCUCAAGAGGCUCCAGUCGAAUUGUCAGCAUGGUUCCUUUCCGAAUCUGCUCCAAGCCUUGCAAGGCUGGGCAGCUCUCAC
This is a messenger RNA of Vitrella brassicaformis, 1579 nucleotides long. NCBI's taxonomy places the organism in Eukaryota, Vitrellaceae. The record is from the annotation of a GenBank genome assembly.